GUAGAAAGAAUGCUGGUUUAUUAGGACGGACACCAUUAAGGUCCAUUCGUGGAGCGGCCUUUUUCAGAGAUGACUUCACUACUUUCAAUAAAGGCAACUGGAACUAUGAGGUUUCUAUGUAUGGAGGAUAUAACGGCGAGUUCCAGGUGUAUACCAACGAUCCCAAGAAUGUCUUCACCAGAGAUGGUAGUCUCUACAUUUAUCCGGAGAACCUGAACGGCUGCACCAGAGACGGACACAACGGCAUCCUGCCCCCGGUCAUGUCUGGGAAGGUCAAGAGUGUCCCAGUCCUCAAGUAUGGAACCCUGGAAGUUCGCGCCAGAAUCCCCAAGGGAGACUGGUUGUGGCCAGGUAGAGUUGCUGUGUCAGACGUGUCUGGUUGUCUGGUGGUCUGGUGUGAUUUGCUGUAG
Messenger RNA from Candidula unifasciata, 410 nucleotides. NCBI's taxonomy places the organism in Eukaryota, Metazoa, Mollusca, Gastropoda, Stylommatophora, Geomitridae. The record is from the annotation of a GenBank genome assembly.